Entelurus aequoreus (snake pipefish) is the source of this 5157-nucleotide messenger RNA. Its product is annotated as disintegrin and metalloproteinase domain-containing protein 11-like. The transcript has 27 exons. The coding region runs from base 287 to 2740 and encodes 817 amino acids. Gene Ontology annotation, biological process: proteolysis. NCBI's taxonomy places the organism in Eukaryota, Metazoa, Chordata, Actinopteri, Syngnathiformes, Syngnathidae. The record is from RefSeq and is a predicted model, not a curated record. Gene Ontology annotation, molecular function: metalloendopeptidase activity.
AGCCGCUUUAGACUCACUACCACCUCCGUCCGGUGGGAGGAGGUAAACACACCCAGUGUCGUGCGCUCCAAGCGGUGGCGGAUACGCUUCCCUCCCCGGCAAAAAAGCCACCACAAGGAGCUCCAGGCAGCCACCGCACGCCCCUCUCCAAUCUCGACGCGCCGAAUGAGACCACGCCAGACGGGGCCAGGUUAACCGUGGACACCGCUCCCGACCGCCGUCCGCCUUCUGUCUGUUCGCUUGACGGCGCCUGCACUGAAGACACCACCGGGACUAUGUGAGCACCAUGCGGGCUGUGAGAUGCCUGCUGUUCGCUGCAGUGUUUGCACGGUGCUCCGUGACUGGUCUAAGGGAAGGGUGGCAGCCCCCCAUUGAAGAUCUUGUGCAGCCCAAGAGGCUCCUGCAUCAGAUCUACUCCCAGGACGAGCUAGUCCACAGCCACCUCGACACCUGGGUCCAAAACUCCACAGUGGGGGCACAGCGUGUGCAUGUGGCCCACAGCAGCUUCCUGGUGGAGGCUUUUGGCCGCUCUUUUAUCCUCGACCUGGAACUCAACCACCAUCUGCUGUCCAUAGACUAUGUGGAGAGACAAUUUGAAGACGAUGGACGCCCCUCACAGAUGAAGGGCGGAGAGCACUGCUACUACCAAGGGCGUGUCCGAGGUCUGCCAGACUCCUGGGCGGCUGUGUCCACCUGUCAUGGCCUGUGGGGAAUGUUCUCAGACGGGAAUGUCUCCUACGGGAUCGAACCUGCGAGCAGUGGCGAGGUGGACCACAUUGUGUACCGCUUGCCUGACAUCCACCUCCUCCCGCCUCCUCGCUCAGCAUGCACCGUGAAUCAAACCCAGCCUGAAGUGCAGACGGGCGGCAGCGGAGUUGAUGUGGGAGAUGGGAAGAGGCGGGAUGGAGACGACUUGUCUGCACAGGAGAAAACAAAGCUUACCAACAGCUUGAGACGCUCAAAAAGACAAGUGCGUGGCGGUCAGCGCACCGUGCAGUCAGAGACCAAAUACAUCCAGCUGAUGGUGGUAAACGACCACGAACUGUUUGUCCAACAGCGUCGGUCCACCUCUCUGACCAAGAACUUUGCCAAAGCGGUGGUGAACAUGGCGGAUGCGAUCUACAAGGAGCAGCUCAACACUCGCAUCGUCCUGGUCGCCAUGGAAACCUGGUCCUCCCAAAACCGCAUCUCUGUGGGCGACGACGCCCUGCUCACGCUGCGUGACUUCAUGAAAUACAGGAAGGCGAACAUCCGGGAGCGCUGCGACGCCGUGCACCUCCUUUCCGGGAGGACCUUCAUGGGCAGCCGCAGCGAGGCCGCCUACGUCGGCGGCGUUUGCUCGCUCAGCAGGGGCGGCGGCAUCAACGAGUUUGGCGCCGUUGGCCCGGUGGCCAUCACGCUGUGCCAGAGUCUGGGCCAGAACAUCGGCAUGCUGAGGAACAAGGACAGACCUGCUGCAGGAGACUGCAGGUGUCCAGACCCGUGGUUAGGAUGCAUCAUGGAGGACACCGGUUAUUACCUGCCCAGGAAGUUCUCUCGCUGCAGUGUCGAUGAAUACCUUCGCUUCCUGCAACAAGGCGGCGGCAGCUGCCUGUUCAACAAGCCCUGGAAGCUGCUGGACCCGCCCGAGUGUGGUAACGGCUACGUGGAGCCGGGAGAAGAGUGCGACUGCGGCUCACUUGUGGACUGCGCUCGCAGCGGCGCCAACUGCUGUAAGAAGUGCACGCUUACCCACAAUGCAAUCUGCAGCAACGGACUCUGCUGCCGCGACUGCAAGUACGAGUUGAGGGGGACGACGUGUCGCGAAGUGGUCAACGACUGUGACAUCCCCGAAACCUGCACAGGUGACUCCAGCCAGUGUCCUCACAACGUCAACAAACUGGAUGGCUACACAUGUGAGGCGGGACAGGGUCGUUGCUACGGAGGCCGCUGCAAGACCAGAGACGCUCAGUGCAGGAGCCUGUGGGGCUACAAUUCCGCUGACAGAUUCUGCUAUGAAAAGCUCAAUGCAGAGGGCACCGAGAAGGGAAACUGCGGCCCCGAGCCCAGUGGUCAGGGAUGGAUGCAUUGUAACAAGCAGGACGUCUUGUGUGGUCUGCUGCUGUGCACCAACGUGACCGACAAGCCAAGCGUUGGCGAGCUGCAGGGCAAACUCACGGGAAUGACCAUCUAUCACCACAACAGAUACCUGGACUGCAGAGGCGGUCAUGCAGUGCUGGAUGAUGGCCUGGACUUGGGCUACGUGGAGGACGGGACGCCGUGUGGACCCAACAUGAUGUGUCUGGAACGCCGCUGCCUCCCGGUCACCACCUUCAACCUCAGCAUGUGUCCCGGCUCCUCGUCCUCGCGCAUCUGCUCCCAUCACGGCACGUGCAGCAACGAGGUGAAGUGCAUCUGUGAUGGAGACUACACUGGUACGGACUGCAGCGUCUUUGACCCCAUUCCCAUUCCUACCCCACCUGAGGGACCUGAGAAACACAAAGGUCCCAGUGGAACCAACAUCAUCAUUGGCUCUGUGGCUGGUGCUAUUCUGCUGGGGGCCAUCGUGCUGGGAGGAACUGGAUGGGGAUUUAAGGGGCCAGUCUGUAUCUCCUGCUGGGGCUCCUGCGGUGGGCGUCCUUUGCCACGCUUUUGUGUUCGUUUGUUGGCACUAUGGAACCUUUCCCGUUCGAAAAUGUUCACGACUCCAGUGACCAGGCUGGUCACAGCCGAAACAGUUUCCACCCCGGACUGGCUUUGAAGCAUCGUGUUGUCCACCACCCGAGUCCAACCGUCUGGUCGCACGUCUGUUGAGGAUUCUUUCCUCCACCUGUUGGAACUCAAAAGCAAGGUCACCCACUGCUGAAUAUAUCCUAGCUGAUCUUUGACCUUUUGGUUCUUUUAACCUUUUAUUUUCAGCGAUCUGUAAAUUAAGGAGUUGCUUCCUUGCUGCUCUGUCAUUAGCCUUAUCAUCCUCAUCUUGAGGAAAGAGACUGCGCAUAGCAGUAGCUAUGUUUGUAACGUAUGGUGUUAUCGGUGAGGUCGAAGAUUCAGCCAUUAAUCCUACUUGUUGUUCUGUAUUUUUGCCAUCUUGUGUGGAAACACAACGAUACAAAUGCUUCUAAAGUCUCCUAUUGAUUUCUUCCCAUUUCACUCAAACAACUAAACAAACAAACAAAUAAACAAACUUGCAGCUAACCACAAUCAACAGCAUACCAUUUACGAAUACCUUCAUUUGUCACUUUCUCAUCUUUUCUUCACUUUCGUUUUCCUUUACAAACAACAUCCUGUAUCCAUCUCUUCCUUACACUUCACACAAUGUUUCUAUUUUCUGUUCUCCUAGAAACCAUUCACAUAACGUAAGGUUAUAAACAUCCUUUUCCCAUAUUUUCUCAAACCAUCCUCUUCUCCCUCAAUCUUCCUUCACCUGCUCUCUUUUUCUCUCUCUCUCCUUCUCACUGGAGUAGGGGGCGGUGGCCUAGUCAAAGUCUGGGCGGGUCGUUUGAAUUGUCUUGCGCAUGCGCGGCAGGCAAAACACCAAUCAGUCUAGUCUGUCCUAUUUGUCUCAUUAAUCAUCGGUUCUUUUUUCCAUGUAACUCCCGCUUACUCGAAUUCCCUCUAGCUUCCUUUUCUCAUUCGUCAAACGCUUAUAUUCUCGAGCACAUAAGUUCUGUAAGCCUUCUUUUAACCCGUUAGGUUCCUCGCCCUGUGCUCGAGUCAUCUCCUUAACUACUUUACUUCGUUCCUUUUUGUCUCUCCCCGCGGACUCCAUUGUUACCAAAAGCACAUUCAAUUGAUCAUUAAACGAUAACCAUUCAUCACAUUUUCCCCAGCCGUCAUCACAUUCUUGUCUGUCACACUCCUUGGCCAUUUUCACCAGCGCACACACACACACAAGCACGUGUAAGCACUCACGCACACACAAGCAAGUGCCUACAGCCCUACGCACACACACACACAUACACGUAAGCCCUCUCUCUGCGUUUCACUUUACCAUAAAACUUCCAGUUACUUUUUUAUUUUAUUUUUUAUUUUACCAGACGUUUGAGUUCACAACUUUUCGAGUAUUGUAAACUCCCUCUUAACCCUUUCAAGGAACGUUCUCUUUUCUUUUUUUUUUUCUUUUUUUUUUUUUUCUUUUUAAACUUUACCUGCUAAUUCCAUUGUCGACAACAGUGCAUUCAAUGGAUUAUUAAACAGUAAUGAUUCAUCACAUUUUCCCCAGCCGUCAUCACAUUCUUUUCUGUCACACUCCUUGGCCAUUGUCUCUAUUUUUCCUUAAUUUUAGCGCACACUAAAGUGUCGCCGGGACCUCACAACCGGGGAAUCUUUAUUGUAUUUAUUACAAAUGGCCUCCAGCCGUGGAAUUUAUCAUAUGGUACAGAAGGGCCUCCUCCCGUACGAUUCUUAAUUUUAACGCACACGUUAAUGCCGUAGGGAACUCGCAACCAGGGAGUAUUUAUUGUAUUUUACAAAUGGCCUCCGACCCAUCCUUAAUUUGUGUGCACAUAAAAAUGUCAACAGGGAUCUCACAACCGGGGAGUAUUUACUGUACCAUAUGAUGGGCAUCCAACCCGUUACUCUUUUAGGCGGCGACCAACUACCCAGGGUGAGCCACACCCAACUAUUAGUUCACUCGUCAAUGAAACUGCCCGUCACGGUAAUCGAGACACAAUGACGUGAGUUGACCACUUAUUUACAAUUUUAAUGCAAUGGCAGGCUCGGCAAAAAUGCAAUCAAUCUAUCAAAAUCACCAUUCUGUGUCUGGGGUACAAAGCAGUGUUUAACUUACAGACUUCUGGGCAGACUCCUAAUGCAGAUUUUAUCUAAAAAGAAAGGUUCUGCUUACCUUGAAUUAUGUUUUGGCCAUGUGAGUCUGUCCAGAAGAUUGCAAGAGAAGGUCCAAUUGUCAGCGUGUCAUCUCGGACGAAGCCCCCAAAUUGUUGCGUUUGACCAGAUGUUCCUCCAAGUGGGAUGUAAAACGCUGGUCAGUCCCAAGUUCCUUAAUGACAUAUCAACUGAACUCAAAAGGUACCACCAAGCACAGAAUAGGUAUUUUGUAAUUUUAUUGUCAAAGCUUUGGCAAUAAUGAGACCAGCCUCGAACAACACAUACAAAUGCGCAGCCCAAGUUGAUCUGGCAUUCCACCGGCCAAAAGCAACUCUUUUCACGCAAAGA